Molecule: messenger RNA, 476 nt
Organism: Tarenaya hassleriana
Lineage: Eukaryota; Viridiplantae; Streptophyta; Magnoliopsida; Brassicales; Cleomaceae
Product: probable alkaline/neutral invertase F
Exons: 3
Coding region: 102-476 (124 amino acids)
Biological process (GO): sucrose catabolic process
Molecular function (GO): sucrose alpha-glucosidase activity; endo-alpha-N-acetylgalactosaminidase activity
Source: RefSeq, a predicted model, not a curated record
CUCCUGUUGACUCCGGGUUCUGGUGGAUCAUUCUUCUCCGUGCCUACACGAAAUCCACCGGGGAUUUGUCCCUGGCCGAGACACCAGAAUGUCAAAAGGGAAUGAGACUCAUACUAUCUCUGUGUCUGUCAGAAGGGUUUGAUACCUUCCCGACAUUGCUCUGCGCCGAUGGAUGCUGCAUGAUCGAUCGAAGAAUGGGUGUGUACGGAUACCCGAUCGAGAUCCAAGCCCUCUUCUUCAUGGCCCUACGUGCAGCACUGUCCAUGCUCAAACACGAUACCGAGGGCAACGAAUUCAUGGAGCGAAUCGUGAAAAGCCCCCACGCGCUCAGCUUCCACAUGCGAAGCUACUUCUGGCUGGAUUUCCAGCAGUUGAACGACAUAUACCGGUACAAGACAGAGGAAUACUCACACACGAGAACUUCACGGUUAAAUUUUUGUUUCCAAAAUCAAAUGUUUGUAAGAUAUAAUCAAUGA